This is a messenger RNA of Thlaspi arvense, 1176 nucleotides long. The record is from the annotation of a GenBank genome assembly. Lineage: Eukaryota; Viridiplantae; Streptophyta; Magnoliopsida; Brassicales; Brassicaceae.
UGCCAUUGUUCUUUACUCUGUGCCACGACAAUGGAGGACAUAGAAAACAUGGAAGAAGAUGAAUGUGGGUUCUCAAGAAACUACUUUCUGGCGAAAGAAUUGAGUGGGUCCAGCAAGCGGUCAGCGCACAAGCUCUCUGAUAUUAAUGUUGUUGAUGAGCAGGAACUUAGAGAGACAGCGUUAAAUAUUGAAACGAAGCACACGAAAGAGAUCUCUGAGCUUCUGAAUGAUUACAAGACUAUGUACUCAAAGUGGGUUUUUGAGCUCAGGUGUGGCUUUGGCCUUCUAAUGUACGGCUUUGGAUCUAAAAAGUGUUUGAUUGAAGAUUUUGCUUCUGCUUCUUUGACUGAGUAUUCCGUUGUAGUCAUCAAUGGCUACCUCCCUUCAGUAAAUCUAAAACAGGUUCUUUUAGCAUUAGCCGAACUUCUCUCCGAGAUGUUGAAAUGUAGAAGAAAGAGUUCUGGGAGCGUGUCUAAAGGUCAAGAAACAUUCCCCACACGCUCCAUUGACGAUAUUCUUUCCUUUCUACGUGGCCCACAGUCCGAAGACAAAGACUGCUUCAUAUGCGUUGUUGUUCAUAACAUUGAUGGCCCUGCUCUAAGAGAUCCUGAAUCACAGCAAACUCUUGCCCAGCUUGCUUCUUGUUCACACAUACGCAUUAUUGCCUCUAUUGACCAUGUCAAUGCUCCAUUACAGCUUCUGUACCGCUUCUUUGACCUGAUGCGAUGUUUCGUGGAUCCAUUGGCAGUGUGGGACAAGAAAAUGGUGCACAAACAGUUUAACUGGCUAUGGCACCACGUUCCAACGUUUGCACCGUACAAGAACGAAGGCGUAUUCUUCCCGUUGGUUCUUGCACAGGGAAGCACAGCCCAAACCGCCAAAACAGCGGCCAUUGUCUUGCAGAGUUUAACACCAAACGCUCAGAACGUGUUCAAGAUCCUUGCCGGGUAUCAACUUUCUCACCCAGAUGAAGACGGGAUGCCCACUGAUGAUCUGUAUUCAGCCUCUCGGGAACGCUUCUUCGUGAGCAGCCAAGUGACUUUGAACUCUCAUCUCACGGAGUUUAAAGACCACGAACUUGUUAAGACCAAGAGAAACUCCGAUGGACAAGAGUGUUUGAACAUACCUCUCUCCUCGGAUGCAAUUCGACAGCUCUUGCUUGAUCUUAAUCAGUAG